AUGUUAUCUAAUUCAUACAGUUUUACGCCUUACCUGUACUGCAGACGUAGUCACGGUCCCCACCAACCCCCAAAACUCCUCGAAUCAAAACCCGCGCCUGAUAACACUCCGAAUCCUCCAACACUCUCCCCUGUCAUCCCUCUCAUCAGCCCCUUAAACGCCCUCUCCAUCUCCAUCAGCACCGCUCCCAACCAUUUCCCUAGCCCUCCCCGUGCCUCCGCUGACCCUGCACCCGCGAGUAAAGACUCAGUUUCCGUCGGUGAGGCAGUUGAGAGUGGCGGCGGUGGUGGUGAUUUAGCGUACGGCACGUCGGGAAUCAAUAGCGUGGUUUGCAUCUUAUCGGAGGAAGACAUCGGACACGAUCCCACCGUACAGGUCGUUGGUGACCCAAACAGCAAGGUUCCUGUGUAUCGCUUCUCCCUCGGCGGAGAUAAUGCUCGUCUCUGGCAAACAGUCGAUGCUCUUUUCUGGUCCUCUAUCUCCUACACCGGCCGAGGGACUAGUGUCUGGGCCGUUCGGCAGGUUAACCCGGACACCGGGGAGCUGUUCGGCGAUGUGUUGAUCAUGAAGAAUGCAUGGCGUACGCAGAGGCGGACGCCAGAAUCCGGUAUCUAUGGCUCUGUGAAGGGCGAUCAUCCCGGCCUGGCAAAGUUUUUCGAUGGGAGAGACGUAUUCUAUCCUAGUCCUAGAGAUCAUGAAGCGAUCACGGUGUACGGCCUUCGAGGGUAUUCACCGGACAGUCACGGUCUCGAACGCCAUCUUCAUCGCCUUCUCUUGAAAUCGGUUGGUCAACCGCUUUGGAAAUACGAGUCCGAGCUGCAGCUUCUCAGAGGGUUGCGCGACGCUACUCUCGCUCAUCAGUUUUUGUCGGAGCAGGGAAUUCUCCACCGUGAUAUCUCGGCCGGUAAUGUGUGUUUGCUUCUGUUUUUAUACAUUCUCCUCAACAGGCUCCCUUCGCCCCCACCGGGCGGCGAAGGUUUCCUUUGCGACUUGGAACUCGCUCAUUUGGAUAAGCCCGAUGUUGAAUGGAAUACUGAGUACGUCAAGGUUGUCGAGGAGCACCCACCUCAGCUUCGGCGGGGGUGUUCCGCUCUAAAUGCACAGCCGCCCGUACCGAGGACCGUGUCGACGUCGAUGCCCAUGAAAAUGAGUGGCACAGUCGAACACGCAGACAUCAUCACCGGAACGGCUCAGUUCAUGGCAGCCGAGCUGCUGCUAGUGUCCAUGCACCGAAAAAAAUCCAAGGUCGAGCAUUUCCCGCAUGGCGUCCACCAUGAUCUCGAGUCCAUCAUUUGGGUCACUGCUUACGCGGUCAUGAAGCACAUUCACCUGCUCGUCUUGCAUGACCCGAACCUGUCCAAGUCAACGGAAGACGAGGAGGACUGGUACAAGGCCAUCCGGAGCGCAUUUGGCCACUUGACGCUCGAGAGCAUUUAUAAUUCCAGGACGGCAAAGGCCCCGUUGUUGUUCAUCGGUAGGCCAACGCUCAGGGCACCGAUCCACAAUGUUGUACGGAAUCACGUCUCGGAGACGAUGUGCAAACUACUUUACGGGUUUGUGCACUUGCUGGAGUUUCAACAUAUGCUGAUUUCAACCAACAUGACCUACAAUGACCUACUGGGUUUGUUCAAUACGGCGAUCGCGGAGCUCGAGGCCGCGGCGACUCCGUCGAAGGCAUAA
Stereum hirsutum FP-91666 SS1 is the source of this 1680-nucleotide messenger RNA. RefSeq lists its product as uncharacterized. Gene Ontology annotation, molecular function: protein kinase activity; ATP binding. Gene Ontology annotation, biological process: protein phosphorylation. The transcript has 5 exons. Lineage: Eukaryota; Fungi; Basidiomycota; Agaricomycetes; Russulales; Stereaceae. Bases 1 to 1680 code for a protein of 559 amino acids. The record is from RefSeq and is a predicted model, not a curated record.